AUGAAGACCGCCUCCAUCACCGCCUGGGGCCAGCCCCCGGUUUUCAAUGCUACUUCUCCCGGCCUGCCUGCCCCGACCGAAUCCCAAAUCCGCGCCCACGUCCUCGCCACCUCCAUCCCCCCUGUCGUCCGCGGCCGCGCUUUAGGUCUGCACCCCUCCUCCAAGGGUGCCACCCUGCCUUACGACCCCUCCCUAGACGGGGUCGUUUUGGAUCAAAACACGGGCGACACUUACUACGUUACCCCUCUUGCAGCCAAACUCUGGGCUGAGGAGGUUAACGUUGAAAAGCAAGCGGCGGUGAAGCUGCCGAGGGGGGUAGAUCCAGUAGCAGUCGCAGCAUGGACGAAUCCGGUGGGGAGUUCGUGGAUGGCAUUGAAGUGCAGGGCUCUGCCCAAUUCUGUGCAGGGGGCGAGGGUCCUGGUCAUGGGGGUCACCAGCCUUAGCGGGAGGGCUGCUGUGCACGUGGCAAAAGAUCUCGGCGCUUCAAGUAUAAUCGGAGCUUCGCGCAAGCAAGAGACUCUGGAUCAAGUCACGGGACUAGAUGGACGUGUUUUGCUAACUGAUCCAUUUGUCUUGCCCAAGGAAGUCGGCCCAAUAGACAUAAUCCUCGACUUUGUCGGCGGCCGCGCUGCCAUCGGUGCCCUCUCCACCGCGCAAAUCGAAGCCGGAAAGGAACUACAAUACAUUCACGUCGGGGAUCUAGCUGGUGAGGAAGAGAUUAUGCUGCCUAGCAAGUUGUUGAACGCCAGACCGAUCAGGAUCACGGGGUCGGGGAUGGGAGCGUGGGGGAAGGGCGAAGUGAAGAGGGAGAUUGGAGGGUUAUUGGAGUGUGUGAGCCGGAUGGAAAGGCCAGAGGAGGUGGUUACUGUGGGGUUGGAAGAGUUGCCGGCGGUUUGGGACUCUGAGGAGGUUAAGGGGAAGAGAUUGGUUUUGACCCCGACGGUAAAGGAGUAG
Molecule: messenger RNA, 954 nt
Organism: Thermochaetoides thermophila DSM 1495
Lineage: Eukaryota; Fungi; Ascomycota; Sordariomycetes; Sordariales; Chaetomiaceae
Exons: 1
Coding region: 1-954 (317 amino acids)
Molecular function (GO): oxidoreductase activity
Source: RefSeq, a predicted model, not a curated record